AUGAUUUACGGUUCGAGAGAACAAGAUCGUACCAUCGCAUAUAGUGCCAAGCAGAACGCUCGAGAUGAAAAGCGUAAAGAGUUCUUGGCUUACUGCCUGAAGCAAUACGAUUUCAUUUUAACUAUUAUUGAUCGUCUUGAAUUCCCUGAUUGCCGAGAAUAUGGCGACAUAUAUCAGCUGCUGCAUCAGGUUUCAAAAUAUUUCUUCGAAUUUGUUGAAUUCAUCGAUUUAACAUAG
Messenger RNA from Gongylonema pulchrum, 237 nucleotides. The record is from the annotation of a GenBank genome assembly. NCBI's taxonomy places the organism in Eukaryota, Metazoa, Nematoda, Chromadorea, Rhabditida, Gongylonematidae.